CUCUACUUUACAUUUUAUGCCCUUUUUUAUUUUGUUUACAGUAUUCUCUCUCUCUCUACCACGACCCCUCUGCUUCUACUACUUCUUUACGUUCCUCCUCGCUUUCUCUCUCUGUCUUUCUUUCUUGUGACUCUCUCUAUUCUCUCUGUUUUCUAAGACUACAAGGAUUCGUUUUCUCUCAAUAAUCCCGAUACCCUCUUUCGUUCUCUCUAUUUCCGAGUGCUUUGUUUUAGAGAGAGAAAGGGUGGGUGGAUUAUAUAAGGAAAGGAAAGCCGCCGGAUAUGCUCCCGGAGGUGAAACUCUGUGUUGUCAACUGCAAUACCCAUUUUCGUUUCCUGGGAUAGUUGAGAGAGAGAGAGAGAUUGCGCUGCCAUUUACGCCGCCGCGAGCUUUUAUAGGGAAUAUAUAAAGCCUUUUGUUGUUUCCGGGAUUGAUGAUGUUAACGACGGAUGAUAUGCCCACCACGAAGAAGGGAGAUGGGGAGGAGGAGGAGGAGAGGGGGAAGGUUCUAGAUGUUUCUAGUCUUACUGCCGCGAGUACGGCGGCGAGUUCCGUUAUUAUUAUUCCUCGGAGCAAAUCUCAGGCGGCCUCCCGGAGAGUGACGCCGACUACUAGUGCCAUCACGGGGCCCACAGUAGCCGGGGAGGCCGUAGUGGAGAAGCACCUCCCCAACGGGGAUCUGUAUAUCGGGGACUUCUCCGGCAACGCGCCGCACGGAUCCGGGAAGUAUUUAUGGACGGACGGGUGCAUGUACGAGGGGGAGUGGAAGCGAGGGAAGGCCUCCGGGAAAGGGAAAUUUUCGUGGCCGUCGGGGGCGACUUUCCAGGGGGAAUUCAAGUCGGGUCGGAUGGAGGGGUCCGGCACCUUCAUAGGCUCCGACGGGGACAUGUACAAGGGCUCCUGGUCCGCGGAUCGGAAACACGGGUUCGGGCAGAAACACUACAGCAAUGGCGACUACUAUGAGGGGCAUUGGAAGAGGAAUUUGCAGGAGGGGCAAGGAAGGUAUAUGUGGAAAAAUGGGAACGAAUACGCCGGAGAAUGGAAAACCGGAAUGAUUCACGGCCGGGGGGUUUUAAUUUGGGCUAACGGAAACCGUUACGACGGGAAUUGGGAAAGUGGGGUCCCCAAAGGCCACGGCGUUUUCACUUGGCCGGACGGGAGCUGCUACAUUGGGUGCUGGAGCAAAGACAAUAAAACCAGUCAGGUCUUAAAUGGUACUUUUUACCCUGCUCAGAACACAAAGCCGAAGGACAAUCUCGACAUUAUUAAUUUCAAAGAAGAAGGAUUCGGCCCUAAGCUAGCCGCGCCAUUAAUGGCGGCGGAGAAUUUCGGGAAGAAGAGGACUUCAAUGGACGGCGGCCGGUUGACUAUGACUUCCACGACGGAGAGGAAUUUCCCGAGGAUUUGCAUAUGGGAGUCCGACGGCGACGCCGGCGAUAUAACCUGCGAUAUUAUUGACACCGCCGAGGCCUCCAUGAUUUACCGGGACGGGUCACCGAUGGACGGGUACGGAACCCGCCCGUUUAGAAGCAACCCGUGUUGCUUUAAUGGCGAUAUUAAGAAGCCGGGGCAAACCAUAUCCAAAGGCCACAAGAAUUAUGAUUUGAUGCUUAAUCUCCAGUUGGGCAUUAGGUAUUCUGUUGGAAAACAUGCUUCUAUAUUGAGAGACCUUAAAAUCAGUGAUUUUGAUCCCAAGGAGAAGUUCUGGACUAGGUUUCCUUCACAAGGCUCUAAACUCACCCCUCCCCACCAGACUGGGGAGUUUUGGUGGAAGGAUUAUUGCCCCUUGGUGUUUAGGCAUUUGAGGGAGAAAUUCCAGGUGGAUCCUGCUGAUUAUAUGCUGGCGAUUUGCGGGAAUGAUGCUCUAAGAGAGCUUUCAUCCCCCGGGAAGAGCGGAAGCUUCUUUUAUUUGACUCAGGACGAUAGAUUCAUGAUCAAAACUGUAAAAAAAUCUGAAGUCAAGGUGCUUCUUAGGAUGCUACAUAGUUACUAUCAGCAUAUUUGUCGAUACGAAAAUUCCCUUGUAACAAAGUUUUAUGGCGUCCAUUGUGUCAAACCAGUUGGGGGUGUGAAGACGCGGUUUAUUGUGAUGGGCAACUUGUUCUGCUCGGAAUACCGAAUUCACAGACGGUUUGACCUGAAAGGCUCCUCUCAUGGCCGCACAACAAGUAAACCCGAGGGAGAGAUUGAUGAAACCACGACUCUUAAAGACCUUGACCUCAAUUAUGUCUUUCGGCUCCAGCAAAAUUGGUACCAAGAACUAAUCAAACAAAUCGAACGAGACUGUGAGUUUUUGGAGUCAGAGAGAAUAAUGGAUUAUAGCCUUCUUGUUGGCAUCCACUUCCGUGAAGAUAAUGCUGGUGACAAAAUGGGUUUGUCACCAUUUCUAUUGCGGACAGGAAAGAGCGAUUCAUAUCAAAAUGAAAAGUAUAUGCGUGGCUGUAGAUUCCUCGAAGCAGAGCUGCAGAACAUGGACAUGAUUCUUGCUGGCCGGAAACCCAUGAUCCGCUUAGGCGCUAACAUGCCUGCUAGGGCAGAGCCGCUGGCUCGAAAGAGUGAUUUUGAUCAGUACUCCCCGGGUGGGUUUUAUAGUUUGCCACCUUCCUACAGUGGCGAAAUGAACGAGGUAAUCCUAUACUUUGGGAUCAUCGAUAUUCUCCAAGACUACGAUAUUACCAAGAAACUGGAGCAUGCAUACAAAUCCUUACAAGCUGAUCCAACCUCCAUCUCUGCGGUCGACCCAAAGCUGUACUCUAGAAGGUUUCGUGAUUUCAUCGGGAGAAUCUUCAUUGAAGACAGGUAACAUACGAACAAAGGUGAAAAGCCAAACUGAUGUACAACGGGAAAGAUUCUGAACUGAAUCUUGAAUCCACAAUACCAAAA
Ipomoea triloba (trilobed morning glory) is the source of this 2883-nucleotide messenger RNA. Its product is annotated as phosphatidylinositol 4-phosphate 5-kinase 1-like. Gene Ontology annotation, molecular function: 1-phosphatidylinositol-4-phosphate 5-kinase activity; ATP binding. Lineage: Eukaryota; Viridiplantae; Streptophyta; Magnoliopsida; Solanales; Convolvulaceae. The transcript is spliced from 8 exons. The record is from RefSeq and is a predicted model, not a curated record. Bases 434 to 2803 code for a protein of 789 amino acids. Gene Ontology annotation, biological process: phosphatidylinositol metabolic process.